Molecule: messenger RNA, 3150 nt
Organism: Cebus imitator (Panamanian white-faced capuchin)
Lineage: Eukaryota; Metazoa; Chordata; Mammalia; Primates; Cebidae
Product: olfactory receptor 1440-like
Exons: 2
Coding region: 216-1169 (317 amino acids)
Biological process (GO): G protein-coupled receptor signaling pathway
Cellular component (GO): membrane
Molecular function (GO): olfactory receptor activity; G protein-coupled receptor activity
Source: RefSeq, a predicted model, not a curated record
AGCCAUGGCCAAAAGCACAGAGCCUAGGGGAAGCUGAACACUUGUAUUAUGUUUGUGGACUCUGAUUUCUGAAAGAAAAAGACCCUCAUCUGAGGACAAGAGCACACUCCAGUAGAAAGCAGCGUGGCAGAAGUACCUCCAAGAAUUUCACCAAGACACACCUGUCAGGAGCCAAACACCAGCAUGAAUAUUUGGAUUCUAGAAUCACCAAUGCAAUGACUGAGGAAAGGAACGGUACAACAAUUACGAAGUUCAUUCUCUUGGGAUUCUCUGAAUUUCCAAAGCUCACUAUUAUCUUCUUUUCAAUAUUCCUAGGGAUCUACCUCCUGACAGUAUCCUGGAACAUGAGCCUCAUCAUCCUUAUCAGGAUGGACUCCCAUCUGCAUACACCUAUGUACUUUUUCCUUAGUAACCUGUCAUUUCUGGACAUCUGCUAUGUUUCCACUAUAGCCCCCAAGAUGCUCUCAGACUUCUUCAAGAAAUAUAAAUUCAUCUCCUUUAUGGGGUGCAGUAUGCAGUACUUCUUCUUCUCUAGCCUAGGUCUAACUGAGUGCUGUCUUCUGGCAGCCAUGGCUUAUGAUCGAUAUGCUGCCGUUUGUGAUCCUCUUCUCUACCAGACCAUCAUGUCGCCUACCCUCUGCAUGCAGAUGGUGGCAGGAUCUUGUAUAACUGGAUUCUUUGGUUCAUUUAUCCAACUCUGUGCUUUGCUUCAGCUUCACUUCUGUGGGCCAAAUGUCAUCCACCAUUUCUUCUGUGAUCUGCCCCAACUUCUGAUUCUAUCCUGUUCUGACACCUUUUUCUUUCAAGUCAUGAUCUCUGUUCUCACAGUGAUUUUUGGACUUACAUCUGCCUUAGUUAUCAUGAUAUCUUAUGGUUAUAUCAUUGCCACCAUUCUGAAGAUCACCUCCGCUGAAGGCAGAGCCAAAGCUUUCAACACUUGUGCUUCUCACCUGACAGCAGUGAUCCUUUUCUUUGGCUCAGGUAUCUUUGUUUAUAUGUAUCCUAAUGCUGGUGAUUCCCUGAGCCAAAACAAGUUGGCAUCAGUCUUAUACACAGUCGUAAUUCCCAUGUUAAAUCCAGUGAUCUACAGCCUGAGGAAUAAGGAAAUCAAAGAUGCCCUAAACAGAUGGAAGAAGAGAAUCUCCCCCUGGUGUUAUGGAAUGAAAUAAUGAAAUUUAUUUCAGAUGUAUAAAUAGUGUAGGAAGAACAACAACUAAACAUUUAUUUUCAACUCUCCUAAAUGUGGGCAUAAUUGCAAUUGGUAUGCACUUCUUAUGUAAACCCAGGGCUGGCACAAAAUCACGUAAAUGCAUGAAAAGUAUCUUCAAAUUUAAUAUCAAUUCUUUAUCAGUUGUAAUCUAAUAAAUUGAUAGGCCAGGAAAACCACAGGUAUUUUUUUGUAGCUAGUUGUGGCAGUGGGACAGUUCACCUUGAAUAUUCCAUUUCUAUCUAACAUGGCACUACCUCAAGAACCAGAGAUGCUAGUACUGAUCAAGGCUUCCAAGAGACUAGCAAGCCUUCUCAUACAUCUUAUUUUAGGUAGAAAACGGAUUACUAUUAAUACAGACAAAUCUUUUUAAAAAUAAUUUCCCAAUUAAGUUUAAACUCACAUUUAACCUAUUCUUUCACCUCUGGAAAUUUUGGAUUAAUUUCUUCAUUUAUGGAUUUGUCCAAAGCCAAAUAUUCAUAUCAGGUAAAAGUCUUGCUAAAGUCACACAGAUAGAAAUUUGUUGUAAUAGGAAUGCUUAACAUGUCUGCUAUAGUUAAGAUUUGGUUGACUAGUUAGCUAGCUAGGCAUUCCUAGAUAACUCCUUGUAUGUUAUUACUAUAGUUUCUUUGUUUUUCCAUCUUAUCUCUACCAUGUAACCAGAAAAGAGAAUCAGAAAUGGCCCCCUGUUGGUGAGGUAACCUAGUCCCUGAUUUUGGCAUUUCCAACUGUCUUACUGUUAACAUUUUUGUUUCAUCUAAUAGGCCAAGUCCUUAUUAGAAAGUUGUUUUUCCAAUAAUUAACAAAUAGGAAGUGGUUAGUAAAAUUAUCUAUAAAGGACUAAACCACUGGAACCACAAGAAAGUCUUUGGCUGUUGCCCUUAUAACUUACUACAAGGUACAGAGGAAUAUUAGAGAAUUGAGAUUUAAAAUACCAAACAAGGAAAGGAAUAUGGGGCAGAAAGCACACUUUUGUUAUUUAUCUUCUGGUAGGAUUCUGACUUCCAUUAUCUCAGGCCUGAAAUCAUUGAAAUUUUCAAGAGAUUAUUUCCAGUAAAAGGCAUUUUGUAUAUUCUCCGACCUCUCUCUGUGUUCAGAAGGAAAAAUUUUCAAUCCUCAUGAGUGUUCAGUUGGUAAAAACUUACAACAAACCUUUUAGAUAACAGUAGGUACUGCAAUGUGAGAGGUUCUGCUUCUAAUACUUCCUGUCUCUGGGGGUAGAAUUCAAUUUCAGGGAGCUUGGAGGUGAAAGGGAAAGUUAUUUUGUAAGACAACGGAUUUACAGUUAUCCAAUAGGAUUUUGUCAAGAGAAGUUUGAGAUAGAGUUCCACGCCUAGAUUUCAUGUAAAGUUUUUUUUUUUUGUUUUUGUUUUGUUUAAAACUAACUCUUGUUAGUGACUCCAUUCAGACUUCCCUUGGCUUCAGUUUAAAACAAAGUGUAUUAACUGAUGACUAUACUGAGGUUGAAAGAGAAGUAACUCCAUAAGUGCCAUUCAUUCACUUGGUUGGAUGUUUAAUGCUUUUGUGGUCACUGAUUAUUAGAAUCUCUGAAGACAAAUACUGCUUGGAGUUGAUAUCACAACCAGCAGAAAUGCUUUAUUAUAUAAAAUUCAAAAUCUCCUUAAUUACGAAAAACAUAAUCUUCAGAAAAGAAUAAUGUAGGCUUUAAGUCAGAAAGCCCUAUCUCUACAGAAGGCCAGAAUUCUUUUUAUUCUGAUAUUCAAAACAUCUGUAGGAUAUAGAUGUAUAGGAUACAUAUCCCUGUGCAGAAAUUUCUUAUAAACAACAAAGAUUCAGAGAUUAACUGGUCAGAACAGAGGCUCAUAAAUUAAAGACAAAUUCUUGGACAAUAUCAUAUAUUUCUCUUUUUGUAACUACUUGUGAUUGACAUUUUUAUAUUGGUGAUGCUUUUAAAGAAAUAAUAUACUUUAUGUGAUAUACUA